GAAAUAUUUAUCGCGAUGGUUCGCUCCUACAGAAAAUACGAGGUUUCUCAAACAUUUGGCACCGUCUGCACGGCAUCGUCAAAUUGUGUCUGGGCACCCGACGGUUCAGGUCGAGGCACUGGCGCUGGCAAAGUUUACGUCGGAGCCAAUGAAGAAGUAUUUUGCUGGGAUGUUAAAAAGAGCGAGCUUCUAUCUCGAUGGCACGAUAAAGACAACAGAAGUGAAGUGACUUGUAUAUCACAAUGCAACGUCCAGCCAGAUCUAUUCGCAGUUGGCCACAAUGACGGCUCAAUUCGAAUAUGGGAUGCGCUAUCCGGCCAGAUUGUCGUGAGCUUCAAUGGGCAUCGUAGCGGCAUUACUCAUCUACAAUUCGAUCAGAACGGGACUCGACUUGCGAGUGGAAGCAAAGAUACCAACAUCAUCGUCUGGAACUUGUUAUCAGAGGCUGCAGAAUUCAGAUUGCGCGGGCACAAGGAUCAAAUCACAGGACUGUCGUUUCUUCGCACACGCAAUUUUCAGGUAGAUGGAGCUGACGCCGCACUUGACGGGACUCCCGAAGAGAACUAUCUGUUGUCUACAUCAAAAGACGCGCUGGUCAAAAUUUGGGACCUCGUGACGCCGCACUGCAUCGAGACACAUGUCGCACAAACCAGCGGAGAAUGUUGGGCCCUCGGGAUGAGCGCCGAUGGCGACGGUUGUAUCACUGCAGGUAAUGACGGCGAACUUAAGAUCUGGAAUGUCGACCUCGAUGCGCUUGCAGAAAUCGGUCGUCAAGGCAGCGAUGGCAAAAAGCAGGACGUGUUGCAAAGUCGUGGCAUCAUACAGCGGCAAGGAAAGGACAGGACGAUAGGAGUCUCAUUUCAUACUAAGCAAGACUAUAUUGCUGUGCAUGGAUCAGAGAAAGUGGUGGAAAUACUGCGGAUAAGGACAGCCGAGGAGGUGCACCGACACAUGCUUCGCAAGCGGAAAAGGAGACGUGAAAAGGCUGCCGCCGCUGGAGAGACAGUGCAAACUGAGCCUGAAGAGACGCAGGAGGCACCUGAGGUUGGUGAUGUCUUUGUACCGUUCGUCAUGUUACGGACUAGCGGAAAAGUCAGAUCUGUGCAAUGGGUGACGACCGGCCCGAAGGCGUCCAAGAAUCUUCACAUUCUUGCCGGUACCACUAACAACCAGCUCGAAAUGUACAGCAUCGGGAAUCAUGCGACGCAGCAGAAGGCUGGCCAUAAAGAUGCACCGGAUUACACUCGGACGCUUGGUGUUGAUCUACCAGGGCACCGCGCAGAUAUUCGCACGUUGGCCCUCUCCUCUGAUGAUCGUAUGUUAGCAAGUGCCUCGGCGGGCGCUCUGAAAAUUUGGAAUAUUCGCACGCAAUCAUGUCUACGCACGCUCGAAUGUGGUCAGGCACUCUGUUCGGCUUUCCUACCUGGUGACCGGAUCGUUCUAUUGGGAACGAAGUCGGGUGAACUCGAGCUAUACGACAUCAGCACCAGCACACUGAUUGAAAAGAUCGAGGCACACGAAGGAGCUAUCUGGACGUUGGCUGUGCACCCAGACGGCAAAUCUGUCGUUACUGGGUCAGCAGACAAAAGUGCCAAGUUCUGGAAAUUUGACGUUGUCGAAGAAGAGGUCCCCGGGACGAGAAGAACUACACAACGACUCAAGCUGACCCAAACACGACAAAUGAAGCUUGCCGACGAUAUCCUCAGUCUAUGCUUCUCACCCGAUUCAAGAUUGAUUGCCGCCAGUACGCUCGACAACACCGUCAAAGUGUUCUUCACGGACAGCCUCAAGUUAUUUCUCACACUCUACGGGCACAAAUUGCCGGUGCUAAACUUGAGUAUCAGCUCUGAUUCGAAGCUGAUCGCUACAUGUUCAGCAGACAAGAAUGUCAGAAUAUGGGGUCUCGACUUUGGUGAUUGCCAUAAAGCGUUCUUUGCACAUCAGGACUCCGUCAUGCAAGUUGCAUUUAUCCCGCAUCCGAUGGAACACGACGAGAAGCAUAUCAUCUUCAGUGCCAGUAAGGACGGUGUCGUGAAAACGUGGGAUGGUGACAAGUUCGAGCAGAUCCAACGACUCGACAGUCAUCACGGAGAGAUCUGGGCGAUGGCGAUUAGUCGCACCGGUGAGACCAUUGUCACGGCUUCACAUGACAAAAGCAUCAGGUCGUGGCAAAUCGGCGAUGACCUGAUCUUUCUCGAGGAAGAACGCGAGCGUGAGAUGGAAGCAUUACACGAAGCGACUCUGGCAGACACGAUGGAUCAUGAUUUCCGUGACGGCGAAGACCAAGAUGACGAAGUCGCCGCCGCAAGCAAACAGACCAUCGCGACUUUGACGCACGGGGAGAAAUUGAUGGAGGCUCUCGAGGUCGGUCUUGAAGACUACGAGCUAAUGCUCGCCUUCGAGCGUGACCGGCAACGCAAUCCCAAGACUGCAGUCCCCCAGCGCAAUCCAAUUUUCAUGGCAAUGGGUAACAUCACAGCCGAGCAACAUGUUCUCCGAACAUUACAAAAGAUCCCUUCACCUGCUCUCAACGACGCCUUACUUGUCGUUCCUUUCAGCACACUUCCCGUGCUCUUCACCUUCUUGAGUAUCUUCAUACAACAUCGCAUGCAGCCGCAACUCGCCUGGCGCGUGACGUAUUUCUUACUUCAAGCACACACCACGCAAAUUGUCGCGUCGAAGCAGAUGAAAACAGUAUUGACGUCUAUCUUGACGGCGUACGACACCUGGCAAGCGGAGGAGAGCAGGAUUCUCGGGUUCAACCUUGCGGCUUUGGAAAUUUUGGGUCGCGAAGUACGAGACAGGGAAUUGGUGGAUGGCUAUGUGGGCGAUACAACAGUUGAUGGAGAAGACGAGGACGAUUUGACAAAGGGUAAGAGGAAGCGGGCUUUCAAUAAUAUCGCAUGAUGUACUGGCGCAAGUUUGGAAAUGAUGAAUGUACUCAUACAAUGGCACGGCUAUACCGUGUCAUGCGCCUUUGAGUGGGUUGUCGAUGUGAUUGAUGCAAACAUUCCAAGGUUGGAAAGCACGUGAAGGCGACCAAUUUAAUACGCGGUCCGGCUGCCCGGCACGUUUGAGUGGUCUUUUUGAGGACCACGAAGUCUUAGGCACAACACCUUGUGGUCAUUCUAUGCCAGGAAUACGGUCAAUUGAUCCAAUGGGUAUGUAUUGAU
Messenger RNA from Dissoconium aciculare CBS 342.82, 3173 nucleotides. Its product is annotated as WD40 repeat-like protein. Gene Ontology annotation, molecular function: snoRNA binding; protein binding. The transcript has 2 exons. Lineage: Eukaryota; Fungi; Ascomycota; Dothideomycetes; Mycosphaerellales; Dissoconiaceae. Gene Ontology annotation, biological process: maturation of SSU-rRNA. The record is from RefSeq and is a predicted model, not a curated record. The coding region runs from base 16 to 2907 and encodes 963 amino acids. Gene Ontology annotation, cellular component: Pwp2p-containing subcomplex of 90S preribosome; small-subunit processome.